Molecule: messenger RNA, 2451 nt
Organism: Pyricularia oryzae 70-15
Lineage: Eukaryota; Fungi; Ascomycota; Sordariomycetes; Magnaporthales; Pyriculariaceae
Exons: 3
Coding region: 1-2451 (816 amino acids)
Source: RefSeq, a predicted model, not a curated record
AUGGCAGAACCGCAUGAUCCACCGACAGAGAUGGCAAUUGAAGGCCCCCCGAGCCUAGACGCCAUCACCAAUCCCUCGCCUGCUACAAAUUGGGACAAUUCUACUGCUCCAUCACCAGCAUUGACCGCACCCAACAUGGCGGGAGAGAAUGCAUCGCCAACAGCCCAAUUAUCAUUAUUAUCAUCUACGCCAAACAUGACAUCUACGUCACAGCAACUCCCACGGACCGGAACACCAGGUCCCCCAGCAGUACCUGGAGGCGGGACGGCAGAGUCAGCAACAUCGGUCAACCCUCCGACGUCUCCAGGGCCACGCUACCAACAACAGUUCUCUGCCGCAACGCAGAUGAUUCUCAACAGGAUAAGGGGCCAGAGUACCGGCGGCACAAGUUCGGCUAUAACCUCGGCCGCUGCCAGCAUGACUCCCGGCGUGAUACAGCCAUCUACUUUUGCGGACGCUAGGAGACGAUUGAUGGACAGCAUGAGCACCACGACGAUGCAGAUACCGGCCUCGACUGUCACAGCCGCAACAGGGCCCACUCAAAGCACAGCUGCAAUGAACGCUUCCGCUUCAACCGCCUCUGCUUCCGUAUCAGCGCCAAGAUUACCUGGUCAGAAUGAGGAGAGUGCGCGAUUCGACGUUCUCCCGGACGCUGUUAACCCAGCGGCCCGUUUUCCAUCCACUCCAUCUGCCAGAACUACAGGCACAAACAAAUCAAAGGCUGCAUCGAGCAAGAGCGCAAUUGUCAAGGUCAAUGCCGGAUAUGCCCCAGGUCGGCACGUUUCCAAAGCCGCUGCAGCCGCGAAGGCAUCAAAAGCUUCAUCUGCACCCAGCACGCCCGCACCAGGAGGAUCGACAACGGGCGGCGACAAGCCAGCGACCCUUAAACGUGGACCUGGAAGACCACCCGGAAGCGGUAAGCCGAAACCACCACCCUCUGGACGAGGACCCGGAAGGCCACCUGGCUCGGGGAAGGGGAAGGGCACAGCUGCUAGCUCCAGCAGCAAGCGUAAACGCAGCGUGAGGGACGAUGCGGGACGUGACGGAUCGCUGUCUUCAGAUAUUUCCGACACAGAAUCGCCGCGCGUGGCAUCCACAGCAGCCGCCAUCAGUCCGGCGGCCUCGACUCCACUCACAACUACCAAGUCUGGACGACAGAUCCAAAAGCCAGAGACGUACAAUCCUGUUCAGAUGGAUCUGGUCAGCUCGGCCAGCACGAGGAGGACAUAUCAAACACCAGAAUCCAAGACGGCGGCGACACCCUGCAAGGCCUGCGGUAGAAUCGCCGAUACCAAGACAAACCUAAUUGUGUUUUGUGAUGGGUGCAACUACGCCUGGCACCAGAACUGUCACACCCCAAACAUUGACGAUUCGUUCAUCAACGAAAUGGCCAAGGCAUGGCAUUGUGUCGGCUGCGCGACCAAGGCAGGUGAGAAGAAGGAUGGCAAGAAAGCGUCCAAGGCGGCAGCCCCCGCCGUGGUAGCUGAACAGGCUGUUGCUGUUGCUGCUGCCGCCGCGCCUGCGUCGACGAGUAAUCCCAGCAGCGAGACAAAGGGUACCGGGAAGGUCAGUUGGAUCAAGCGAACAUCUGGUCAGAAACGCGCAUAUCUGAGCAGUCUAUCCCACGCCGACUUGGUUGAGCUGGUGAUCCACUGCACGAAUUUGCACCCAAAUUUACCCAUAUUCCCCUCCGACGACACCGGCAGUGCCGUUGGGAUCCCCACAGGCCUUUUGACUGCUGCCUCAUCCGCAUCUGGUCCCGGUCCCCGCACGGCAAUGCCCACCAGCACAGGCCGAAACCCGGCUGCCGUGAUUAGCAGCUCGGCCAGGCCGUCUGACGAGGGCAUAUGGGAGGACUUGCCAGGCAACUACAACGCCUGGAAACGACCCGAUGCCAACGGCGCACCCACGACGCGGAUCGGCGCGACGCUCAAGGAAUUGGAGGCCAUGGCAAAUGCGCACCUAGAAGACCCGGACGACCACGAGUCGUUUAGCCACACUGUAUACGACGACACUGGUCGUGCGGUGGAGGAGAACGGCGUUUUGCUGCAGUUACAGAACCAUGCCAGCGGCGCCCCGAUCUCGGUUGCCGGAGGCGGCAUCAGAGCUAGUGGAGAUUCUCGUCGGAAGGCUCAGGGGUCUACGGGUGUGCAGAGUCGUGAGCCGCCGUAUACUACACAGAGGGGCAAUUCAGCGCAUGCGAGCGCGCCGCCGGAGAUUGACGUCGACGAGGACUACGAGGAAGAGAAUCAAGACAGGCAGCCAGAAGAGCUUUCCUACGCUUACGUCGUGCAGACUGGCGGUAGCCGGGGGACGAGGCCGUUAGGCCCGGAUGACCGGAGCGCCGAGGCACGUGCCUGGGAUAACAAUGCGAGUGAAUGGGGCAGCUUUGGCCUGGGCAGGGCUGCCUUGAUGGGCGUAACUACGAAGCUCAGGCCAAGGAAGAAGUGA